UUCGCCCCGUCUCCCUCCCUCUCUCUCUCUCCCCCACUCCCGAACCAAAACCCUAACCCUAGAGGGGAGGGGGCGCCCCUUCCCCCGACCAGCUCAGCCCCCGCGCCGAUGGCGACGCAGCCGCCCUCCUCCGCGGCCGACCUCUACGAGACGGCCUCGCAGCCCGACCCGCCCGCCUCGGCCGCCGGCGACGCCUACACUUUCCUCGAGUUCAACACCCAGGGCGACGACUUCGACUACCCCGACUUCCCGGAGCUCUCCCAGCCGGCCCGAUCCGCGCCGCCGCCGCCGGUGCCGCAGGGCCCCGGGUCCUCUGGCUCGUCCCCGUCGUCCUCGUCGUGGCCGCCGCCCCCGCCGCCGCCCCCGGACGCCUCGCAGGACCCCGAUCUCGCGCCGCGGGAGGCCACCACCCCGCCGGCCUCCUCGUCGUCGCCGUCGCCGCGCGCCUCCAAGGCGAGGGCGUCCGCGGCGGACGGGCUCGCCGCGGGGGUCGCGGCGCUCAGCUUCGAGGAGCCGCUCGGCGCCGGGACCGGGGAGGACGGAUACGACUACGGGAAGGGCGACUUCGUCGAGCACGCCUGCCGGUACUGCGGGAUCCACAACCCCGCGUGCGUCGCGCGCUGCAACGUGCCGUCCUGCCGCAAGUGGUUCUGCAACUCGCGGGGGAACACGUCCGGCUCCCACAUCGUUAACCACCUGGUUAGAGCAAAACACAAGGAAGUUUGCCUCCACAAGGAUAGCCCGCUGGGUGAAACAAUUCUUGAGUGCUACAAUUGUGGUUGUCGGAAUGUAUUCCUUCUUGGUUUUAUCUCAGCAAAGGCAGAGAAUGUUGUUGUUCUUCUGUGCAGAGAGCCCUGUUUGAGUGUUAAUGCCUUGAAGGAUAUGAAUUGGGACCUCAGUCAGUGGUGUCCUCUUAUUGAUGACAGGUGUUUCUUGUCGUGGCUUGUCAAGGUUCCCUCAGAGCAGGAGCAGCUCAGGGCUCGUCAAAUUAGUGCCCAGCAAAUUAACAAAGUGGAAGAGCUCUGGAAAACAAAUCCCGAUGCCUCUCUUGAAGACCUUGAAAAGCCAGGUGUCGAUGAUGAGCCCCAGCAAGUGGCACUGAAGUAUGAAGAUGCUUACCAGUAUCAAAAUGUGUUUGCUCCGCUGAUAAAGCUUGAGGCUGAUUAUGACAAGAUGAUGAAAGAGUCACAGAGCAAGGACAGUCUAACUGUAAGGUGGGAUAUUGGACUGAACAAGAAGCGUAUAGCCUAUUUCGUGUUUCCAAAGGAAGACAAUGAAUUGAGACUUGUCCCUGGUGAUGAGCUACGGCUUAGAUAUUCUGGUGAUUCUUCACACCCUGCAUGGCAGUCUGUGGGUCAUGUGAUUAAACUUACUGCACAAGAGGAGGUAGCGCUUGAACUUCGUGCUAGUCAGGGAGUUCCUGUUGAUUUGAACCAUGGGUUCAGUGUGGAUUUUGUUUGGAAGAGUACUAGCUUUGAUAGGAUGCAAGGAGCAAUGAAAACCUUUGCUGUGGAUGAGACAAGUGUCAGUGGGUAUAUAUACCAUCAUCUUUUGGGACACGAAGUUGAACAUCAAAUAAUACGUAACACACUACCUAGACGCUUUGGUGCACCAGGACUUCCAGAGCUAAAUGCUUCACAGGUCUUAGCCGUUAAAAGUGUUCUCCAGAAGCCAAUUAGUUUGAUUCAAGGUCCGCCUGGCACAGGGAAAACUGUCACAUCUGCUGCAAUUGUAUAUCACAUGGCAAAACAAGGUCAAGGACAGGUCCUUGUAUGUGCACCAAGUAAUGUCGCUGUUGAUCAGCUGGCAGAGAAGAUAAGCUCUACUGGUCUCAAGGUUGUUAGGCUAUGUGCAAAAUCUAGGGAAGCUGUUUCAUCUCCUGUUGAGCAUCUGACACUUCAUUACCAGGUUCGCCACCUUGAUACGUCUGAAAAGAGUGAAUUGCAUAAGCUCCAGCAACUCAAAGAUGAACAAGGUGAACUUUCCAGCAGUGAUGAGAAAAAGUACAAGGCAUUAAAACGAGCCACUGAGAGAGAGAUAUUACAAAGUGCUGAUGUGAUUUGUUGCACUUGUGUUGGUGCUGGAGACCCUCGGUUGGCAAACUUCCGUUUCCGUCAAGUUCUUAUUGAUGAGUCUACACAGGCGACGGAGCCUGAAUGUCUUAUUCCAUUGGUGCUUGGUGUAAAGCAGGUUGUUCUUGUUGGAGACCAUUGUCAACUUGGCCCAGUCAUCAUGUGCAAAAAGGCAGCUCGUGCAGGAUUAGCACAAUCUCUAUUUGAACGGCUUGUUAUCCUUGGAGUCAAGCCUUUCAGGCUACAGGUACAAUAUAGGAUGCACCCUUGCCUAUCAGACUUUCCAUCCAACUGCUUCUAUGAAGGCACACUGCAAAAUGGAGUAACUGUAAAUGAGAGACAGACACCUGGAAUUGAUUUUCCUUGGCCUGUUCCAAAUCGGCCUAUGUUCUUCUAUGUGCAGAUGGGACAAGAAGAGAUCAGUGCCAGUGGAACAUCUUACCUCAAUAGAACUGAAGCUGCAAAUGUUGAAAAGAUUGUAACUACAUUUUUAAGGAGUGGUGUUGUACCAAGCCAGAUUGGAGUUAUCACACCUUACGAAGGACAAAGGGCAUACAUUGUGAAUUAUAUGUCAAGGAAUGGCUCUCUUCGACAACAACUUUACAAAGAAAUUGAGGUGGCAAGUGUGGAUUCCUUUCAGGGAAGAGAAAAAGAUUACAUAAUCCUGUCUUGUGUUAGAAGCAAUGAGCACCAGGGCAUUGGGUUUCUUAAUGAUCCACGCAGGUUAAAUGUUGCAUUAACUCGUGCUCGGUAUGGGAUAGUCAUUCUUGGGAACCCUAAAGUUCUAAGCAAGCAGCCACUUUGGAAUAGUCUAUUGACUCAUUAUAAGGAGCAUGAGUGUUUGGUAGAAGGACCUCUGAACAAUCUAAAGCAGAGUAUGGUGCAAUUUCAAAAGCCCAAAAAGAUAUACAAUGAUCGGAGACUGUUCCUGGGUGGUGGUCAAGGUGUUAUGCAAGGAGCUAGCUUUGGUGCUGCAGGCACAAACCUAGUGGGAGAUAAGAGAAGUGGUAGGGGGAAAGGGCAUUCCUUUGUUCCAUUUGGCCCACCAAAUGGGGCUCAUAAACCUGGUGUGCACCCUUCUGGCUAUCCUUUACCUCGUAUGCCUUUUCCUCCAUUUGCUGGGGCUCAUUCUCAACCCUAUGCCAUUCCAACCCGGGGAUCCUUGCAUGGACCAAUUGGAGCUGUUCCACCUGUGCCUCAACCUGGAAACAGAAAUUUUGGACCUCGUGGAAAUACUGGAGGCCCUAUUGGCGGACACCUUGCUCAUCAACAGAACUCUCAGCAAGCUAUGGGUGGCAUAGGGACAGCUUUUAGCUUUCCUGGACUGGAGAAUCCAAGCAGUCAGCCUUCUGGUGGAGGUCCAAUGUCCCAAACUGGGUUGAUGACACAGAUGCCUGUCCAGGGUCUCAGUCAAACAUUCCGCGAUGGGUUUUCCAUUGGUGGGAUGUCUCAGGACUUCUUUGGAGAUGAUUUCAAGAGCCAAGGUUCUCAUGUGGCAUACAACAUUGCAGAUUUUUCUACUCAGGCUUCUCAAGGAGGCUAUGGGGUUGACUACUCUCAAGGACCCCAAUCUGGUUAUCCUGGGAAUUAUUUGAACCAAAAUACGCACCCAGGAUACUCCCAUAUGGGUGCAGCAAAUGACAUUGUAUCUCAGGAUCCGAUGGCCCAUGGAUCUCAUGGAAUGUUUACACAAGCGGGAUACAAUGACCCUUCACAAGAUGAGUCAUCUCAGAUGCAUUUUGGAAUGGCUGGUCCUGGUCCUCUCCAGUCUCAGGCCAUGAUGAACCCGCUCUACUCUCAGUCAUAUGCUCAUUACAACACCCAGCCUCAGUCUCUCCAACCUCCUCCGCAGUGAUCAGGAAAUAUUGUGAUAUAAUUGCUGAAGCCGCAGUAAGUUUUUGGAAGUUUGAUGGGUUGUAUCCUUGGCCCACAGCAGCUUGGUUGUGCCUUUCUGCUCAGUUAUGCAGAAAAGAUGGUGCAUAGACAUCAGUUGCAAGUAUUGAGCACAAGCGUAUUUUGGAGCAUUACAUGGACAUUUAUUGAGGCAAGCUUGUACACGAUGGCUAUGGCCGUCGACCAUUGACCAGUGCUGAGGAGCACAAGGAUUACAACAUCUCUCUUUCCUGUCAUGGUAGUUCACAGUGGGGCUUGACAACAAGAGGUGGUAACUUGUGCACUGAAAGAUGCCGAUGACUACCCACAUCGCUUCACCUGUAUAGAAGGCAAAAUGGAGCUUAUAGUGGUACGGUGUGAAUACUCCAGGAUUGGCUGGCGCAACCAAGUCUAAGGUUGCAGCUGCUAUCGCCUGUCUCCAUGGUACCACGAAAACGCUUGCAGAUUGGCUUUGUAUAGGGUUUAUAGAUGGGGGGUGGCCAGCCCUUUCAGAUCUCUCGCACAUGGCCAUUUAUAUUUAUCUGAACAAGAUGUAUGCUUUCUUUAUAGUUUUUGAUAUUUAGGUCACAGAAAUGAUGUUUGGUGAUCUUGGUUGAAAGAGCGAAAACUAUAGCUUGUAGUGAUUGAUGGAGAUCGCAGGUUUUUUUUUGGAUCUGCUGCCAAUUUUAGGAAUUGGCUGGAUUCUUGUACCCACAGGUGGGGUCUUUUGUGUGGUUGAUUCCACAACCAUGAGAGCAAAUAUUCUGUGACAUGUUUUGAUAUUUUGAUAAUCCUAUGUUUGGCCUCUUUCGUU
This is a messenger RNA of Oryza brachyantha (malo sina), 4758 nucleotides long. Its product is annotated as regulator of nonsense transcripts 1 homolog. Lineage: Eukaryota; Viridiplantae; Streptophyta; Magnoliopsida; Poales; Poaceae. The record is from RefSeq and is a predicted model, not a curated record. Gene Ontology annotation, cellular component: cytoplasm. Gene Ontology annotation, molecular function: ATP binding; zinc ion binding; RNA binding. Gene Ontology annotation, biological process: nuclear-transcribed mRNA catabolic process, nonsense-mediated decay.